Messenger RNA from Tupaia belangeri chinensis (Chinese tree shrew), 1188 nucleotides. RefSeq names its product pepsinogen B (gene PGB). The record is from RefSeq and is a predicted model, not a curated record. Lineage: Eukaryota; Metazoa; Chordata; Mammalia; Scandentia; Tupaiidae. Bases 1 to 1188 code for a protein of 395 amino acids. The transcript is spliced from 10 exons. Gene Ontology annotation, biological process: proteolysis. Gene Ontology annotation, molecular function: aspartic-type endopeptidase activity.
AUGAAGAUCCUGAUCUUGAUCUUGGUUUGUCUACACCUCUCAGAGGGUGUGGAAAGAAUCAUUCUGAGGAGAGGCAAGUCUAUUCGCCAGGCAAUGGAAGAGCAGGGUGUCCUGGAGACAUUCCUAAACAGCUAUCCAAGGGUCGAUCCAGCUACCAAGUACCAUUUCAAUAAUGAUGCCGUUGCUUACGAGCCUAUCACCAACUACAUGGAUUCUUUCUACUUUGGGGAGAUCAGCAUUGGAACACCACCCCAGAAUUUCCUGGUGCUCUUUGACACAGGUUCCUCCGACCUGUGGGUGCCCUCUACCUACUGCCAGAGUCAGGCCUGCUCCAAUCACAACAGGUUCAACCCCAGCCUGUCCUCCACCUUCAGAAACAAUGGGCAAACCUAUACACUAUCUUAUGGGAGUGGCAGCCUGAGUGUGGUCCUGGGAUAUGACACGGUGACUGUUCAGAACAUUGUCAUCAAUAACCAGGAGUUUGGUCUGAGUGAGAAUGAGCCCAGCAACCCCUUCUACUAUUCAGACUUUGACGGGAUCCUGGGAAUGGCCUACCCAGACAUGGCAGUCGGGAAUGCCCCAACAGUCAUGCAGGGAAUGCUGCAGCAAGGCCAGCUCACUCAACCCAUCUUUAGCUUCUACUUCUCUCGCCAACCAACCCGUCAGUAUGGUGGAGAGCUUAUCCUGGGAGGUGUGGACACCCAGCUUUAUUCUGGUCAGAUCGUUUGGACCCCUGUCACUCGGGAACUGUACUGGCAGAUUGCCAUCCAGGAAUUCAUUAUUGGAAACCAAGCCACUGGCUUUUGCUCCCCGGGCGGGCAGGCUAUCGGCUGCCAGGCUAUCGUGGACACCGGGACCUUCCUAUUGGCUAUUCCCCAGCAGUUCAUGGGCUCUUUCCUGCAGGCAACAGGAGCCCAGCAGGCGCAGAAUGGUGAUUUUGUGGUCGACUGCAACUACGUACAGAGCAUGCCCACCAUCACCUUCAUCAUUAGCGGGUCCCAGUUCCCUCUGCCUCCUUCUGCCUAUGUCUUCAACAACAAUGGCUACUGCAGGCUUGGGAUUGAAGCCACUUAUCUACCCUCUCCCAACGGGCAGCCCCUGUGGAUUCUGGGAGAUGUCUUCCUCAAGGAAUAUUACUCUGUCUAUGACAUGGCCAACAACAGGGUGGGCUUUGCCUUCUCUGCCUAG